Molecule: messenger RNA, 1225 nt
Organism: Pungitius pungitius (ninespine stickleback)
Lineage: Eukaryota; Metazoa; Chordata; Actinopteri; Perciformes; Gasterosteidae
Gene: gosr2
Product: golgi SNAP receptor complex member 2
Exons: 6
Coding region: 179-817 (212 amino acids)
Biological process (GO): vesicle fusion; intra-Golgi vesicle-mediated transport
Cellular component (GO): late endosome membrane; ER to Golgi transport vesicle membrane; Golgi apparatus
Molecular function (GO): SNARE binding; SNAP receptor activity
Source: RefSeq, a predicted model, not a curated record
CCACUUCCGCUUUCCCACUUCCGUACACAAACGCGCCACUGAUGACGUGUGCAGUCCGCUGCCGUUAGCUGGCUAGCCAGCUAGCUUAGCCACCCGCGAGACGUGACGGCGUAGUAAAUAACGUGCCGACGCGAAAGGGACCCGGCGGGCAGGGGAGCGGCUCGACACAUCGCGCAGGAUGGAGACGCUUUACCACCAGACGAACAAGCAAAUCCAGGAGGUUCAGUCGUACAUGGGACACCUGGAGAAGACGGACCGGCAGUCAGUACACUUGUUGGAGAACGAGCUGCAGGCGAGAACCGACCAGAUCUUCAACCAGUUGGAGCGCCUGGAGAUCCUGGCCAGCAAGGAGCCACCGAACCGCCGCCAGAACGCCAAAUUGCGAGUGGACCAGCUCAAGUACGACGUCCAGCACCUUCGCACCGCCCUGCAGAACUUCCAGCACCGGCGCUACGCCAGAGAGGCGCAGGACCGAGAGAGGGAGGAGCUCAUGAGCCGGACAUUCACGACCAACGACGCAGAUACCUCCAUCCCCAUAGACGAGACCCUACAGUUUAACUCCAAGCUGGAGAACGCACACCGGGGCAUGGACGACCUCCUGGGCAGCGGCAGUGGAAUCCUCAACGGCCUCAGGGAUCAGAGGUCGACCCUGAAGGGGACCCACAAGAAGAUGCUGGACGUGGCCAACAUGCUGGGGCUGUCCAACACGGUGAUGAGACUGAUCGAGAAGCGGGCCACCCAGGACAAGCUGAUCAUGGUCGGGGGCAUGCUGCUCACCUGCGUCUGCUUGUUCCUGGUCAUCAGAUACCUGGGCUGACUGCGGCGCGACGUCCCUCUUGAUAUGAAAAGUGGCAGAAAGGGAUUUCUUAAUUUUUUAACAUCAGAUUUGAAUCUGUUGUCCACCAUUUAAAUUAUUUUGGGCACAUUUUUGUGCAAUGGAAAAGGUUGACGAAGACCUUAAUAAGUCAGUAUUUUAUUCCACUUAAAGCUCCACUAGAGCUGUUGUACUUUGAUGAGCCGUCUGCUGCUUUCCUCACGUCACUGAAUCUGUUUCCUCCACUUAUGAACAGAAUUGUCUCUAAAGAAUCUUUUUUUUCCGCUUCAUGUUCAAGGACCUGAUCAGAAAGUGAAUGGAAGCAGCAGUCAAUUUAUAUGUAAUCGUUGCUCAGGUCUGGUCCCACUGUGGGAGUGACGUGAUUCUCUAAAUAAAAACAUGUUUCCAUCA